Molecule: messenger RNA, 1388 nt
Organism: Alnus glutinosa
Lineage: Eukaryota; Viridiplantae; Streptophyta; Magnoliopsida; Fagales; Betulaceae
Exons: 6
Coding region: 105-716 (203 amino acids)
Source: RefSeq, a predicted model, not a curated record
GGGCUCUGCAGAAGCCACGUCGUUUCCAACUUUCGAUUCUGCUGUGAGAGAGAGAGAGAGAGAGAGUUUUUUUUGAUGAAUACUGCUGAGGGAGUGAGAGAAGCAUGGAUGGGAGUGAAAAAGAGGGAGGAGAUGAACCCCAAAGCCAAAGCGAAGUGAUAGGCUCAAAUCCAAAGGGAAAGUCAUGCAAGGGAUAUCUGUACUACCACUCCGCUCUCAAAUCCAAAGCUCGCAACCCUCGCUGCAUCGGCAUCUCUCGCACCCUCCAACAAGUACCUGGCUACAUUGUUUCACAAACGGAGAUUGAAGCUUCUAAAGAAGGCAGAGGUCUUACUGAUUUCAAUUAUGCUUGUGUUGGUUACUCUGUCUACUUGGAUAGAGCUGGAAAUGACCCUGGGGUUGAUAAGCAAGCGGAAAAAGCUGAACUGCCGGUCUGUGUUGGCCUUGAGAUUUUAGUGGACAGAAGCGUUUCUGCAGAUGGACCUGCUUCUACUCCUGCUCAUAUUCAUAAUAGAGAAGAAGAAGUUCGUGAGUUACCUCAGCCUCGAAGACACUAUCCAGCUCAUUCUGUGGCGGAUGAUUUUCUUAGCAGGUUUACGAGGAAUGCAAAUCUGAUUGCAUCAGGGGUGGCCAGGAACAUGCGUAAAGUGGGGAACUCCAUAAAGGAGAGACUUGAUGAUAUUCUGUACCCCUACGGAAAGCGACCAAAAAGGUGAUCCAUUUGUCUCUUGGUGCAAAUUUUCUGACAGGAUAGAGAUAAGCUAAUGUUUCUCUCCAGCAGAUUGGCGAACGGAUGAGGCCUUGGCCUGUUCUCUGUAGCACCAGAAGCAAAGCGUCAGUUAUUCCAGGUUUUUAUCUACUAGCUACAAACUUGUCUUCUUGCAUGGUAACUGAACCUCGGGACACAUUGUUGCAAGAGUAAUGCUACUCAUCAUACGCCCUUCACAUCGGAUUAUAUAUUGUGUUUUAAGUAGCUUUCUUUAUGUUUUUGUUUGUUUGUUUGUUUGUUUUUUUUUUUUGUUUCAAAGUGAUUGGUAUAAGAAGCUAUUUAAAACAUGUUACAUUGGCAUGUAUGAAAUGAGUGUGAUAAAUGGCGUGAAAAGUAGCAUUACUCUUGUUGCAAAGGCCAAAAGAUUAGCACUGGUCGGUGGGGAUGCUCGGGUGGAUCUUAAUCUCAGUCUUCCAUGAGUUUCGAGGGUACCGGUCACUUGGAUGGUGGUAGUCAUCCAAUUUGGAAAAUCAUUGUAAGGGUAUUUUGAAGGCAAUGUUCUUUGAGACAUAGCUUUGUUAGGUCAUUGUUGCGAUUUCAGGUUAAUCUGAAGCAGAGAUAUUUAUCAGAAUGAAAAUAACACGGCACUAAGCUAGAUUUCGGUUGGCGAUCACCUAUG